CAUUGAUUCCCCCUCGCAAACCAACGGUCCAGAUUCACUCACCCCUCCGCCCCCACUCAAAUUUCACCAUCACUCCCCCAACGCCAACUUGUCGUUCUUUCUCCCUUCUCUAAGCUCUCUGCUCUCUCAUUCUUUUAUUAUCAUCAAAUCGUUAAAUUAACACACAACACAAAACAGCUCAAUAAUAAGUUGAACUUCAAGGUAGAAGCUACGCUGAAGUGAAACGUGAGUUUCUUCCCGGCGUGGCUCUUCUUCGCUCUCGGGAGAUACCUUACGUCUCUCACUUCACUUCAAUCGCAACCGCAUUGCAUUGUCUUCUAUCAGUUAAGGUCAGAAACAACCUGUCAAAUAAUAAGGUCAAAAUCAAUACCUAACAAUCAAGCUUCAAUCCCAAGAUGGUUGCACAGAACUUUGUUGUUGAUUUGAAUAAGCCCCUUGUUUUCCAGGUUGGACAUCUUGGAGAAGCUUAUCAAGAGUGGGUUCACCAGCCAAUUGUUAGCAAGGAAGGCCCUCGGUUCUUUGAAAAUGAUGUUCUUGAGUUCUUGACACGCACAGUCUGGUGGGCUGUACCAGUUAUUUGGCUGCCAGUUGUAUGUUGGUUUAUUCAUAACUCUGUACAAUUGGGCCUCAGUUGUCCUCGUGUAGCUUUGUUCGUGGUUAUUGGCAUUCUUAUUUGGACAUUGCUUGAAUACUCAUUGCACCGAUUUCUUUUUCACAUUGAAACAAAAACCUAUUGGUGGAACACACUGCAUUAUCUUCUCCAUGGCUGCCACCAUAAGCAUCCCAUGGAUGGCUUGAGGCUUGUUUUUCCCCCAGCUGCAACAGCAAUAUUAUUGUUUCCGUUCUGGAACUUGGUUAAGCUCUUAUCCACCCCUGUAGUUGCUCCUGCUUUAUUUGGAGGUGGUUUAUUGGGUUAUGUGAUGUAUGAUUGCACCCAUUAUUACGUGCAUCAUGGUCAGCCAAAAACUGAAGUACCCCGAAAUCUCAAGAGGUACCACUUGAAUCAUCACUUUCGGAUCCAGAACAAAGGCUUUGGGAUUACUUCGUCACUAUGGGAUAGUGUUUUUGGGACACUUCCUCCAACGAAAGAGGGUGCCAAAAGUAUGUAAAUUACCAAGGGUGGAGCAUAUAUUCAUUGGUUAAGAUAAUAGCAAAUUCAGAUGAUCUGCUUUUAUUAUUAUUUUUUUGGGUCUAAUUUAUUUUGCACCCCCAGUGGAUAUUCCUGGGGGCUGGCGUGCCAUCAUUUUGUCAAUUUUGUGGUGCAAGUGCAAAGUUCUACAAUUAAACAUUCUGCUAAAAAUUGAUUAUUGUAUUAGAUUUAUGGUAGAAAACUCGCCUGAUUGUGCAUAUUCCUUUCAGUUCUCAUCUUUACUCCA
Molecule: messenger RNA, 1376 nt
Organism: Arachis ipaensis
Lineage: Eukaryota; Viridiplantae; Streptophyta; Magnoliopsida; Fabales; Fabaceae
Source: RefSeq, a predicted model, not a curated record